Trichoderma atroviride IMI 206040 is the source of this 918-nucleotide messenger RNA. NCBI's taxonomy places the organism in Eukaryota, Fungi, Ascomycota, Sordariomycetes, Hypocreales, Hypocreaceae. The record is from RefSeq and is a predicted model, not a curated record.
AUGCACCCAGGCGGCAGCGAAUCAGAAAACCGGCCCUCUUUGAAGGCACAGCCUGGGUCCGCGAACCAGAUCUACAUAUCUACUGCUUAUUUUCCGCCUGGUUUUCUGCAAGACAGGGCAGCUUUUCGCGCCGGGCUCCCCGGCGCGUCAACUAUUCAGAGUCACCAUGGCGAUCACCGCAUAGAGGGCGUAGAUGCCGACGAACACGAUAUUGAAUGGUACCUACAUGUCAUUCCUUUGGACUCAGCCAGAACUAGCGAGGAGGAUGAGACCUCCAAACUGUGGAGUGAUUUGCGCGAACCAUCGCCUGCCGCUCCCGACCGCGACGUCUCUCUUGCUACUGGUGAUGGCCUUGACUUGCCCUUUGAGCCAUCAGCUCCUACAACUCAUUCAUUCACCUUGAGAGCUUCUUCCAGAGAAGUCACAAAUUCGCCCGCGCCGGAGACUUUGCUAUCAACCACCGCCACGAAUACAUCGAUUCCGACUUCCGCUUCGCCUGCUUCAUCAACGCAAGUGCCUUUGUCCUACCAGCCCAGCUUGCGCGGCUGCGAUUUCUGCCCCGAAAUCUUCCUCGGCGUGGACGACUUGGUGGAUCACAUCGAGUCUGCACACCAUCGGGGUGGACGCUUCCACUGCAAGACUUGCAAAGUGCACUUCGGCCUGAAGAAGGAUUUCCGGCGGCAUCUUGAGAGCGCAAAAUUGCAUCCAUUAUCGCGCAUCCGCUGUCGUUGUGAGAUGCUGUUCCGCAAAGACAAGUUCCGCAACCAUCUCAAGCGCAAGAAGCCGUGCGACCCCGUUGUGCCUUUUCUCUGCUCUUGUGGGCAUAGUGUGGACAGCGGCGGCUCGAAUGCCGUCGUCAGAAUGUUGCAACAUGUCGAUAGCUGCGGGCGGCGCAGGCCAGGUUGGCCGAAGAAGUGA